AUGAGGAUACUAUCAGUCAUCUUGCUAAUGCUUUGGAAAGCCACACCAAGCUGUGCUGGAGCCUACACAUACCACAGCGUGUACGACUACGGCCUCUCGACUGACCAGUUGUCCUGGAUUGUAGUGGGCUCCCUGAUAGCGUUCGGAAUAUUUCUGGUUGUGGUCAUCUUUGUGUGUAGACAAUGUGGUUUUUGUGCCUAUCCACACGACACCAGACUCAGUUCUACAGCAGCUGUAGACACGCGCCCAUUUCAUAUAGACGUGGCCGUCAUCGACACGCAAGCAAUAGGCGGUUUCCAACAAGUCCACCACCAGUCGCCAGACGAGGGCGUGUCACCGAAGCUACCCGGACUUCCUCCAUAUGUCCCAGAAUAUGUCCAAAAUGACUCGAUCAAAUCUGCUCCACCACCGUAUACAGUUGAAGCCCAGCCAUGGUGA
This is a messenger RNA of Ylistrum balloti, 438 nucleotides long. RefSeq lists its product as uncharacterized. The transcript is spliced from 4 exons. The record is from RefSeq and is a predicted model, not a curated record. The coding region runs from base 1 to 438 and encodes 145 amino acids. NCBI's taxonomy places the organism in Eukaryota, Metazoa, Mollusca, Bivalvia, Pectinida, Pectinidae.